Molecule: messenger RNA, 3035 nt
Organism: Tachysurus fulvidraco (yellow catfish)
Lineage: Eukaryota; Metazoa; Chordata; Actinopteri; Siluriformes; Bagridae
Gene: slc29a3
Product: solute carrier family 29 member 3
Exons: 6
Coding region: 356-1735 (459 amino acids)
Biological process (GO): nucleoside transmembrane transport
Cellular component (GO): plasma membrane; Golgi apparatus
Molecular function (GO): nucleoside transmembrane transporter activity
Source: RefSeq, a predicted model, not a curated record
GUGACAAAUAAAUUUGAUUUGAUGUGUUUGACCAAGUGAAAGUAAUUGAUGGUCACUGACAUCAGCCCAAGUUUUCACUAUCCUUUUCACGGUUAGUAAAGAUGUUAUAUAUGUUAUGUUAGUGAUGCAGGACACUUAAAAGGCCCAGUUAUUAGUCUCAAAAUCAUUCAUGCAAUGUUCUAGAAGGCUUAUCAUCAUCCUAUGAUUGGACAUUUAAGUUCGAAUAAGACAUUGAACUGCAUCAUGGGCAGUUUCUGUUUUCCUGUUUUUCAGUACAUUUGCUGUUGUCAAAAAUGUUAUCUGGUGAAACAAAAGCGAUAUUGCAUCUCACUACCAUUAAUUAAGCCCUCUCUUUAUGAAAUCUUUAUACAGCCCCACACUUCACACCAUCAUGUCUGAUGAGAGGUCAGGGGUCAAUUCUGAGGAGGAAGAUGAGGGCAUGACACCCCUGAUUGCUCGCCAGCGGCCACACGACUCCUACUGCCUUGUCUAUGGCAUAUUUUUCAUGCUGGGCAUUGGCUCGCUGCUGCCGUGGAAUUUCUUCAUCACAGCCAAGCACUACUGGCUUUACAAACUAAACAACGGGUCCAGCCUGGCCAGCAACCACGAACUCCACACUGAUCUCAGCGAUUACUUUGAGAGCUACCUUGCCAUUGCAUCCACUGUUCCUUCAGUGUUAUGCCUAGUCCUCAACUACCUCCUAGUUAACAGGCUGUCCUCUAAUGUUCGGAUCCUUUUGUCUCUGGCUGUGAUCCUGCUUGUGUUCAUAAUCACAACAGUGCUGGUGAAGAUGGAUGUGUCUGGCUGUAGAAAGACGUUCCUGGCUGGUACUCUGGCCAGUGUUGCACUGGUCAGUGGAGCCUCCAACAUUUUCAGUGGCAGCAUGUUUGGCAUCAGUGCGUAUUUCCCCAUGAGGAUAUCACAAGCUCUCAUAUCAGGUCAAGCCAUGGGUGGCACUUUGAGUGCAGUAGCAUCUAUAGUGGAUCUGGCUGCAGCAAGUGAUGAGACCAGCAGUGCGCUGGCUUACUUCCUUACCGCUGACAUCUUUAUUAUCUUCUGCAUCAUCCUGUACCUGCUGCUGCCCAAAGUGGCCUACUCCAGGUACUACUUGGGGGCUUCCUGCACUGGCACUGCCACCACAUCUGAUAGCUCUCUGUCCACUUCAAGCAACAAUCCAUCAGGCAUUUCUGUGCCCCCUCUCAGACCCAUCAUGGGAAAGAUGUGGAAGCUGUGUAUAUAUGUCUUUUGGAUCUUCUUCAUCUCCAUCACCAUCUUCCCAGCCAUUUCCUCAGGCAUCCAGUCAGUGGAUAAAGACUCGGGCAGCCCCUGGAGCGGCACCUACUUUGUGCCACUCACUAGCUUCCUGCUAUAUAACGUGGCAGACUUCAGUGGUAGGCAAAUGACCAUUUGGCUCCAGGUUCCUGGCCCAACCAGCCCUGUGUUACCUAUCCUUGUGGCUUGCAGAACUGCAUUAGUUCCGCUCUUUAUGUUCUGUAACUACCAGCCUCGCUAUCACCUGCAACGGGUAUUUUUUGCUUAUGACCUCUUCCCUGUUAUAUUUGUUUGCCUGCUAGGGCUUUCCAAUGGAUAUCUGGGUACUUUGACCAUGAUAUAUGGGCCCAAGGUGGUGCCACGUGACCUUGCAGAACCAGCAGGUGUGAUCAUGUCAUUCUUUCUGGCAGCAGGGCUGGCAGCAGGCUCUGCUUUCUCUGUUUUGCUUGUUUACUUUUUCUGAUUGUAGCACACUUAAAAUGGUCUGUAUGUAGGUGUUUACAUGUACAUGUACUGAUUGCUCUUAUCGAGGGAACUUAAUCAGUCUCAUCAUUGAAAUAUGUGGAAUGCGGACAUUCCGCUGCAUUUUUCUCUGUUGCAUAUUAUGUAAAUUUAAUGUUUUUACUUUAAGGCCAGGUUUAUUCUUAAUGUGUUACUGUGUGUGCAGGUGUAGAUUCAGCUUCACAAAUUUUAUAGCUUAAUACAGUUCACAAAGUUUCUUGCAUUAAUUUUAGAUACAUGAUUGGAUUGGGAAAUGAGGUUAUGUUUUUUAUCCAAAAUGUUUAAUUUGAAAAGAAGCAGAUAAGGUUGGCUGUUGGGCAAGUUUUAUUUGUCUGUGUCAGACAAAUAAAACUUGCCCAACAGCCAACAUUAUCUGCUUCUUUUCAUACAUAUUGUUAAUUCUUACAAGACAAAUAAUUGACCAAACAUAAAGAGCUGUUGGAGGUUUCGUAGGUUGCUAUAGGAAACUAAAAGCAAACUAAGUUUAAACUAUGUACAGAUUAUUUUUUUUUAUUUUACAAAAUAUUUUAUGUAGGUAAAAAAGGGAAAUGUUUACAUUUGUUUUUGUAUUUGAUUUGUGACUAAAUAGACUAAUUGUUGUCAGACGUUUUAUAUAAUCUCCACUAUUAAAUACAUAACAAUCACUCUGAAUGAAAGAUCUUAAGAAGCAUUAGAAUAAGGUUGGAUAUAUCAUUGAGGAUGAAAAAGAAGUGUGUACCAAAUAAGUAAACAUCAUUAAAAAUGCUUUUCAGUGAGUUUACAAAUGCAAAAAGGAUAAGAUAUUCAAGUAUUUUUCUGCUGUUGUAGCCCAACUGACUCAUGAGUUUUCUGCAUUCUGAGAUGCUUUUUAGCUCACCAGAAUUGCACAGAGCAGUUAUUGUAGCCUGUGUGUACCUUCCAUCAAUUAAAGUGACUGAUUAAACACAAAGUAGAGCUGUUCCUAUAGGAUUUUUCUAUCUUCUUUGUAACAUCUCACAUAAAGCUUACAAAGCAGUAUGGAAUCUCUGUUGAAAAAUAUCAAUAAGGGGAGGGUUAAAAAAAAAAAACAAGGCAUUGAAUAUACCCUGGAGCUCUGUGAAGAAAAUAUGGUGCGACAGUCAUAUAACUAAGAACAUCAGGACAUUCCCCUAAAAUUGAUGAGAAGGCCAGGAGAAAUCUGGCAAGGGGUCAGUACAGAACACAGGUACCGUCGCUCCCUACAUGUGAAAUAUAAUCUGAAUUCUUCCUUUGUCUGGGCUACAGGGGAAGGUGGCAAAAUAAAA